Messenger RNA from Astyanax mexicanus (Mexican tetra), 841 nucleotides. RefSeq lists its product as uncharacterized. Bases 36 to 716 code for a protein of 226 amino acids. The transcript is spliced from 3 exons. NCBI's taxonomy places the organism in Eukaryota, Metazoa, Chordata, Actinopteri, Characiformes, Acestrorhamphidae. The record is from RefSeq and is a predicted model, not a curated record.
UCUUCUCAGGUUCCCACAGUGACCUUUUUACAUGGAUGAAAUACAUACAUAGGUUCUCACAAGGCUUACAAAUGCGACAGGUGGACAUGAUCCAAGAUGGAAUAACAAAGAGCACCAGGACCCUCUCUAUGAUGUCCAACAAACUCAAGCAAAUGUGCGUCAAAAGUCUGCGAAAGUUUCGCAAAAAGAAAGGACAGAAAGUGGGGGGAGCUGACAUCAUUGUUCAGAUUGAUGAGAGCAAGUUCUGCCACAAGCGAAAGUAUGGCAAAGGUCGCUAUGGAAACACUUGGAGGAGGAAGAGAACGUGGGUAUUUGGAAUGCUUGAAAUAAGGCCACACCUCAAGCGUCCCAUACUCCGCCUGGUCAAAAAAAGAGACAAAAACACACUGAUCCCGAUCAUCAGAAAACAUGUUAAGCCUACGACUCUUGUAGUAAGCGAUGACUGGAGAGCUUACUCAAGCCUAAAAGAGGAAGGAUAUCGGCAUGUAAGGGUUAACCACAGUCAAAACUACAUCGACCCGAUUUCAGGUCUGCACACACAAAACAUCGAGAGGGCAUGGCAGACAUACAAAAAGGAGGUUUGGCAUAUGAGAGCCAACAGGUCUGAGAAAUCUUUAAGAAAGCAUCUCUGCUUCAUAGAGUGGACAUACUGGUUGGGCAGAAUGCACAAAUAUGGGGUGCUUGGUAGACUUUUUAAAGACAUCAGAUGUGCAUAGAGCAAAAAGGUAAUUCAGUAUACUGUUUUUGAUAUUUCAGUAAUGUGUAUGUUUUGUUUUAUUGGCUGUUUGACCUGUAAUUCUGAAAUGGUUUAAAAAUGACUGUAGUAAUGUGAUAUAUAUAU